AUAACUGAAACCAGCUCAAAACGACGUCACUUGAUCCUUCUUCCCCACUCUCCCCCUUUCACUGUCACACAAACAACCGGAAAAUCGAAGAUUAUCGCCGGCGAAUUGAAGCUCACUCUUCGAAACGAAGCGCUACAAUUCACACACCUGCAAAGAAAUGCAGCAAUAGGCUCCGCCGCGGAUGAUGGAUGGUAGGCGAGGGGGAAGACGGCGGGGCGAUCAGACGCUUCUGCCUUUGCGCCGCCCUGCUAGGCAUUUCGCUCAUACCGUUUCUUGCUGGUAUUGUGAUUUCAAGUGUAUGGCAUUCAAUGAGCUGUUGUUUCGCUUGGGUCGCAGACACUCUAAGAUCUUGAGAAUUUGGUUUUCCAUUGGGAUUGGGUUUAGCUUGGCUGCCCUCAUUGGAGCUACAGUAGUUAGUGACGUUUUUCAGCAUUUGCAACCCCGCUUUUCUUCUUUGAAACAAAUAAGCUUGCUCUCUUACAUGUGUUAUUGUUGUCUCGUCUGUCUUCUUUUCUCUUUCUGCAAGAUUAUUCUAUGUGAAAUGGCAAAAGCUACUCUUACGUAUGCUGGAAUAGCACGGUCUCGUGACUCCUCAUUCAGCCUUUCUUUUUUGACUGCUGGCAUGCAUAUGUCACCUUCCAGUAUGGGUUUCCUGUGCUUAUCUUCUUUCUUGUGCGUACUGGUGCAUGAGUUUGGCCAUGCUCUUGCAGCCGCAAGUGAAGGUGUGCAGAUGGAGUAUAUUGCAAUCUUCUGUGCUCUUGUAUUUCCGGGAGCUUUGGUGGCUUUUAAUGAUGCUUCAUUGCAGCUAUUACCUGGACUGGCUUCUCUCCGUAUAUAUUGUGCUGGUAUUUGGCACAAUGCGGCAGUUUGUGGAGUUUGCACAUUGGCUUUGUUCCUUCUUCCCUUCAUCUUAAGUCCACUCUACAUCCACGGUGAAAGCCCCAUGGUAUUGGAUGUGCAUUCUACGUCACCAUUGUCGGGUUAUCUUUCACCAUAUGAUGUUAUACACUCUUUGGAUGAGUUUCGUGUUUAUACUGCUGAUCAAUGGAAGCAGAAACUUACUGUUUUGACUGAGCAGACUCCCCCACUUUCGUUUGGUCAAUCUAGUGAAAUGGGAAACAUGCAAAAGAGUUAUUGUGUUCCACAUUCCUUGAUUGAAAAGAGCAUUCAUGUUCCAUUCACAAGGUAUGAAACAUAUUGUCCAAAUGAACUUUUUGCCUUUGCACCAAUAACAUGUCCCGAUAUGAGCGAAUAUCGCAAUGGUGGCAACAAAACCAAUAAUCAGGAAAGUGUAGAAACGAUUCAUUGUUUGAAUGCUAAGGACGUUAUCAAGCUUAGGAAAUGUGCGCAUGAUCCCGUGCAAGCUUCGAGUGAUAAAAGCGGAUGCCUUUGCUCAGAAGUAGAUGAAUCAUGCUUCAUGCCGGUGCAACUGCCAGGUUUAGGAUGGGUCGAGAUUACAUAUUCUAGAUUGGAAUGCCUCAACCACGGAAGAAGUGUAGAUUCAGAAAACCAGCAAUCCAAUAGUGGAGAGAAAGGCUGCAUCCAGACUUUUGUCUUUGUUGGUGAUCUCACCGCAAUGGCACAUUCAGUUCAUUUGACGUCAUAUCAGCCUCGAUUGUCAAUGUAUUUCAUUGCGUACCUUCCAGAUCUGUUGGAGAGAUUCCUGACGUGUUCCUUCCAUGUCUCUAUGGUUCUUGCUCUACUGAACAGCCUACCGGUGUUUUUUCUCGAUGGCGAAUCCAUUCUAGAGGUCACUUUGCUGCACUACUUUGGCUUUAUGAGCUCCAGGAUGAGGCAAUCAGUUCUGCGCUGUUGCCUUUAUGUAGGGACCGCGAUUUGCGCCUUUUUAAUCAUGCGAACAAUAUUCGUCUCAGUCAGCUAGAGUGGUAGAGUGGUUUGCUGGUGCAGCAACAUUUUUGCAUUGAUUUACCAGAGAAAUUGCAGUGGAUAGAAGCAACCCAAGCCGAUUCGUACAGAAAAAGAAAGCGGAGGAGGUGGAGGAAGACGAAAGACUAGCCAUUGGGAGGAAUAUCGAAAGCUAAAACUGCUUUUGCAGAGUUUGCCAAUUUUGUUUGUCGACACUUGAUACACAUCAAGAGUAACUGCAGAUCAAAUAGUUGUAUGUUUCAUAUUCUCAAUACAAAAUUUGAAAUUUACUUUCUCUAA
Salvia splendens (bonfire salvia) is the source of this 2166-nucleotide messenger RNA. RefSeq names its product membrane-bound transcription factor site-2 protease homolog. Gene Ontology annotation, cellular component: membrane; cytoplasm. Gene Ontology annotation, biological process: regulation of response to endoplasmic reticulum stress; membrane protein intracellular domain proteolysis. The record is from RefSeq and is a predicted model, not a curated record. The transcript is spliced from 10 exons. Gene Ontology annotation, molecular function: metalloendopeptidase activity. The coding region runs from base 182 to 1882 and encodes 566 amino acids. Lineage: Eukaryota; Viridiplantae; Streptophyta; Magnoliopsida; Lamiales; Lamiaceae.